AUGCGAGUUUUGAUAUCAUCGCCGUUUCAGAGGAGGCUGUUUAGCUCCCUCACCCUGCUGAAGCCCUCGUCUGAACGGUAUCCUGUUGCGCUACGCUGGUACUGCGAUUACUACCAACGAACUCACAAUGAUGUGAUAAUAGAGAAGAUAUUGAAAAGACUGACGACGACUGAUAUAGACAUUGAGGCCGUAACAGUGUUGACGGAUCAAUCGGAACGUGAUGACUUGGGGAAACGUGAUGGCGUUCGCGAGUUCACCCAGCUGGCGCAAGAAAAUGGCAGAGAUACUGGCUAUGGUCUUAGACUUCUUCUGGUCCUGCCAAUCAAGACUGGGCUUCGUCAGGCAACUUCACAGUUGCGCAAGUCGCGCCAACUGCUUUGGAGACAUGGCAGCACUUCCAUUGGAUGUAGGAUGUUUCUCGCAAAUACAACCAGCUGGGAUAAGAAGUGGUUACUCUAUAGCAGGGAGGUGAAAUACCUCAACGAUAGCCGCAAAAAGGCCGCCUGGCAGGAGACGUACCCCGGCGCAGGCUCAUCUGACUUUUUCAACACCCCUUUCAUCUAUCGUGUAAAGGCCUUCCUCUCUCAUCAGUACUGGAGUUGCCUACGGAGAGUGGGCCCGAUUCCGACAACAAUCCCACAGUAUCAUAGAGCGGGUCUCACGAUUUUCGAGUACUGGCGAACCCUGGCUCCAUUGAAAUGUCUUGAUGCGACGUUGGGUAUCGGUGCAACGGUGCCGGAAGAUGUAUUUCGCCGGCAAUGUGACGUCUAG
Colletotrichum lupini is the source of this 771-nucleotide messenger RNA. RefSeq lists its product as uncharacterized. The transcript has 10 exons. NCBI's taxonomy places the organism in Eukaryota, Fungi, Ascomycota, Sordariomycetes, Glomerellales, Glomerellaceae. Bases 1 to 771 code for a protein of 256 amino acids. The record is from RefSeq and is a predicted model, not a curated record.